AUGUAUUGGGUUCCCGUAUACCUGAAAAAUACAUUUUGGGCUGGGAUGAGCACAACUCAGAGGAGUGAGAGCAUGAAUGCCUUUUUUGAUGGAUAUGUACAUUCAGGGACUACGUUGAAAGAAUUCGUUGAUCAAUUCGAUAAUGCACUGAGGAAGAAAGUAGAGAAUGAGAUGGCAGCGGAUUUCCACUCAUUCAAUUGCACAGUCCCUUGUAUAUCUCAUUUACCCGUAGAGAAAAAAUUCCAAGCUGUGUACACGAAUUCUAAAUUUAAAGAAGUGCAGUCAGAAGUAAUGGAGAUUAUCUACUCUCAUUGUGUUGUCAUAAAAACAGAAGGGGCAAUUACCACGUAUCAAGUUAAUGACCAAAGGGUAGUUGAAGACGGCAUCGAGAAGUCAACUUUGCAGGCGUACUUCAAUGAAGAUGAGUGUGAGGCGAAGUGCAUGUGUGGACUAUUUGAGAUGAGAUGGAUUAUAUGUAGGCACAUUCUUUCAAUUUUUGCCGCAAGGGAUGUCCAAGUGUUACCGGAAAAGUACAUUAUGGAGAGGUGGAAGAAGGACAUUAAACGUAGAUAUGGUCUCAUUCGAAGCAGUUACGAUGACUUGAGUGGUAAACCAGCUGCUAGUCGAUACUCUGGUUUGAUAAAAUUAUGUUACCAAGUAGCCACAAAUGCAUGUGAAAACGAAGAUAAUUCUCUGGACAUGACACAGAAGUUGAAGGCAAUGAAUGACAUUUACACUAAAUCGAAGCCCUAG
Juglans regia (Persian walnut) is the source of this 753-nucleotide messenger RNA. RefSeq names its product protein FAR1-RELATED SEQUENCE 9-like. The record is from RefSeq and is a predicted model, not a curated record. The transcript has a single exon. NCBI's taxonomy places the organism in Eukaryota, Viridiplantae, Streptophyta, Magnoliopsida, Fagales, Juglandaceae. Gene Ontology annotation, biological process: regulation of DNA-templated transcription. Gene Ontology annotation, molecular function: zinc ion binding. Bases 1 to 753 code for a protein of 250 amino acids.